Triticum aestivum (bread wheat) is the source of this 781-nucleotide messenger RNA. RefSeq names its product SKP1-like protein 1B. Bases 105 to 590 code for a protein of 161 amino acids. Gene Ontology annotation, biological process: ubiquitin-dependent protein catabolic process. Lineage: Eukaryota; Viridiplantae; Streptophyta; Magnoliopsida; Poales; Poaceae. The transcript is spliced from 2 exons. The record is from RefSeq and is a predicted model, not a curated record.
UAAAAGCACCUCCCCUCCACCCCCAAACUCCCCCUUCACCUUCGCUCCUAAGGUUUCUCGCCUCGUACCACCUAGCCACCCCAGUCUCCCAGGCGAUCGGAUCAAUGGCGGCCGCGGCAGCAGUGGCACCGGAGAAGAAGCUCACGCUGAGGAGCUCCGACGGCGUGGAGUUUGUGGUGGAGGAGAUGGUGGCGAUGGAGUCACAGGCCAUCAAGCACAUGAUCGAGGAUGACUGCGCCAACAACAUCAUCCCCCUCCCCAAUGUAAUAGCAGAGAUCCUUGCCAUGGUCAUCAAAUACUGCAAGCAGCACGUCGAGAAGCACGGAGCCGAAGCCACAGACUCCACCACCAAGGCCUCCGAGCGGUACCUCAAGACCUUCGACAAGGAUUUCGUCGACGUCGAACAACGCAUCCUCUUCGACCUCAUCUUGGCUGUAAACUACCUGGACAUCAAGGGGUUGCUGGAUCUGACCUGCCAGAAGGCCGCUGACAUGAUAAAGGGGCUGACUCCAGAGGAGAUCCGUAGGACCUUCAACAUCAAGAACGACCUCACCAAAGAGGAAGUGGAUGAACUCUGGAUGAAGAACUAGUGGGCCUUCAAGUGAAGAUCGAGGGGGUAAAGUAAAGAAACAACUAUCUCGUAAUCGAAUGACCAACAAGGAAGGAAACCCGGCUUUGUUAAUGCCUGAGAGUAGCUGUUAAUCGUUUCUGGUUCAAAAAUAUGCUAGUAGUAAGUCGUAAGUACAUUGAUCCGGUUCCAGUCGAUCUAGGAGGUUUACCA